UCCUCUGGGUUUUGACCAUCUUCCCUCGCUCUGAACGUCUGUCAACAACAACAGCGACAACAUCACUUGCAUGUUUCUUGAUGACAUCACAGAUUCCACACGUAUCCAAGUGCCUCUAGACUGGUAAAACAUCAAGGCAUAGGCGCACUCUUCAGAAGUCUACCUCCAGUUUUUCCUGGUUUGGUAACUUGGGCUCUUUUUUUCGGGAUUCGGGAGUGUUUUUUUUCUGCCAGGACGCUGGUUCUUGUCUAGUCCAGUGGCUACCCUAUCAAGGCUAACCUUUCACAAACUGGAAUACAGUGCAUUUUUACUCAUAAUUUCACCCACUGGUCAAGCUCCAUCGUCGGCAGCUCCCGGUUCUUUUCUCUGGCGGGAGGUUAGCAGAAGGCAUAGGGUUGUGGAGGUAUGACUGCGUUGGCUGGGGCAAUACCAAGGAUGAUGCGCCCCAUGCUGGCGCAGAACUACCCCCACAGUGGCUUCCCACUGGAAGUCUCUACCCCGUUAGGCCAAGGCAGAAUGAACCAGCUCGGGGGAGUUUUCAUAAAUGGCAGACCUUUGCCCAACCAUAUCCGCCAUAAGAUCGUCGAAAUGGCCCACCAUGGCAUCAGACCAUGCGUAAUCUCCCGUCAGCUCCGCGUCUCUCACGGUUGCGUUUCUAAAAUCCUCUGCCGGUACCAGGAGACCGGCUCUAUUCGGCCCGGGGCCAUCGGGGGAAGCAAACCCAAGCAGGGGACGACGCCUGAUGUUGAGAAGAGAAUAGAGGAGUACAAGCGGGACAACCCGGGUAUGUUUAGCUGGGAGAUUCGGGAUAAAUUACUGAUGGAUGGGAUAUGUGACCGGAACACCGUUCCAUCAGUGAGCUCUAUCAGUCGCAUCAUGAGGAGUAAAUUCGGAGGGAAGGGAGAUGACGAUGAUGAUGAAGAUGAAAUCGAGAAAAAGGAAUUAGAAGAACACGAACGGCGGGCCAAACACAGCAUCGAGGGCAUUUUAGGAGACCGAUCAAGCCACUCAGAUGAGGGGUCGGACGUGGAGUCUGAACCAGACCUGCCUCUGAAGAGGAAGCAGCGCCGCAGUAGAACCACCUUCACUGCCGAACAGCUGGAUGAGCUGGAGAGAGCCUUUGAACGAACACACUACCCUGACAUCUACACCAGGGAAGAGCUGGCUCAGAGGGCCAAACUCACAGAGGCCAGAGUUCAGGUGUGGUUCAGUAACAGAAGAGCCCGGUGGAGGAAGCAGGCUGGAGCUAGUCAGCUCAUGGCCUUCAAUCACCUGAUCCCUGGGGGCUUCCCGCCCUCUGCCAUGUCCAGUCUCUCACCUUAUCAGCUGUCUGACAGCCCGUAUCCCCCUACAUCCAUAUCACAAGUGGUGUCGGAGCAGGCCAGCACGCUGCACCGGCCCCAGCCCCUGCCCCCGUCCUCAGGCCACCACCAGAGCUCAGGAGGGGGAGGACAGGAUGGGGGUUCUGCCUACUGCCUGGCCUCUGGACGCCACAGCUUCACAGGCUACUCCGACAGCUUCGUCACGUCAGGAGGCCCUCCCAUGAACCCUGCCAUCAGCAAUGGUCUCUCUUCACAGGUGAUGGGUCUGUUGAACCCAGGUGGGGUGCCCCACCAGCCCCAGAGUGACUAUGCCCUCUCCCCCCUGACAGGAGGCCUGGAGCCCCCUGGGGGCAUGGGGGCCAGCUGCUCCCAGCGUCUGGAGCACAUCAAGAGUCUGGAGGGCCUGUCCAGUGUCCCCAACAUCCCCAGUCUCCCCUCGCUGCCCAACUCCCAGUCCUACUGCCCGUCCUCCUACAGCGCUCCUGCCUACAGUGUGGACCCUGUGGCCUCCUACCAGUAUGGGCAGUACCACGGACAAAGUAAGGUGCCCUUCAUUAUCUGAGACCUGAGAUCACCUGAGGAUCUGCCCCUCUAAGUGACCCCCCACCACCUCCACCUCUGACCCGGCCCAGUCUCCACCUCUGACCCAACCCAGUCUCCACCUCUGGCCCAGCCCAGUCUCCACCUCUGACCCAGCCCAGUCUCCACCUCUGGCCCAGCCCAGUCUCCACCUUUGGCCCAACCCAGUCUCCACCUCUGACCCAGCCCAGUCUCCACCUCUGGCCCAGCCCAGUCUCCACCUCUGGCCCAGCCCAGUCUCCACCUCUGGCCCAGCCCAGUCUCCACCUCUGGCCCAACCCAGUCUCGACCUCUGGCCCAGCCCAGUCUCCACCUCUGACCCAGCCCAGUCUCCACCUCCGGCCCAGCCCAGUCUCCACCUCCGGCCCAACCCAGUCUCCACCUCUGGCCCAGCCCAGUCUCCACCUCCGACCCAGCCCAGUCUCCACCUCUGGCCCAGCCCAGUCUCCACCUUUGGCCCAACCCAGUCUCCACCUCUGACCCAACCCAGUCUCCACCUCUUACCCAGCCCAGUCUCCACCUCUGGCCCAACCCAGUCUCCAUCUCUGGCCCAGCCCAGUCUCCACCUCUGGCCCAGCCCAGUCUCCACCUCUGGCCCAACCCAGUCUCCAUCUCCGGCCCAGCCCAGUCUCCAUCUCCGGCCCAGCCCAGUCUCCACCUCUGGCCCAGCCCAGUCUCCACCUCUGAUCCAGACCAGUCUCCAUCUCCGGCCCAGCCCAGUCUCCACCUCUGGCCCAGCCCAGUCUCCACCUCUGAUCCAGCCCAGUCUCCAUCUCCGGCCCAGCCCAGUCUCCACCUCUGGCCCAGCCCAGUCUCCACCUCUGAUCCAGCCCAGUCUCCAUCUCCGGCCCAGCCCAGUCUCCACCUCUGGCCCAGCCCAGUCUCCAUCUCCGGCCCAGCCCAGUCUCCACCUCUGGCCCAGCCCAGUCUCCACCUCUGAUCCAGCCCAGUCUCCACCUCUGGCCCAGCCCAGUCUCCACCUCUGGCCCAGCCCAGUCUCCACCUCUGAUCCAGCCCAGUCUCCACCUCUGGCCCAGCCCAGUCUCCACCUCUGAUCCAGCCCAGUCUCCAUCUCCGGCCCAGCCCAGUCUCCACCUCUGGCCCAGCCCAGUCUCCACCUCUGAUCCAGCCCAGUCUCCACCUCUGAUCCAGCCCAGUCUCCACCUCUGGCCCAGCCCAGUCUCCACCUCUGAUCCAGCCCAGUCUCCACCUCUGAUCCAGCCCAGUCUCCACCUCUGGCCCAGCCCAGUCUCCACCUCUGAUCCAGCCCAGUCUCCACCUCUGAUCCAGCCCAGUCUCCACCUCUGAUCCAGCCCAGUCUCCACCUCUGAUCCAGCCCAGUCUCCACCUCUGAUCCAGCCCAGUCUCCACCUCUGAUCCAGCCCAGUCUCCACCUCUGGCCCAGCCCAGUCUCCACCUCUGAUCCAGCCCAGUCUCCACCUCUGAUCCAGCCCAGUCUCCACCUCUGGCCCAGCCCAGUCUCCACCUCUGAUCCAGCCCAGUCUCGGUUGAGGGACGUGUGUACUACAUAUGUUGAGACUGAUGGGGCUGUUUAUGUAAUCUAUUCCCUCAACAGUGAUCUGUUCCUUCACACUUGAUAAAAAUAAUGGAAGAGCGAUUAUAGAUAAAAUUACAUUGAUAGAGAGGAAUUUAAGGCCAAAACAAAGAAACACAUGAACUUUGAUUCAUGUCUGUUGAUGAAUGACAGAGCUGCCACUGGGUACAUUCCCUUGCCUGUGAUGUGGUCUACCCCACAUUGGGCGCCAACUUUGACCAGGAGGACCGUGGAGGACUAGCCCACAUAGACCCACAGCACAGCCCAGGAGCAGAGGCCUGGUUGAGGUAAAAAAUCCUCAAGUCAGGUCUGUGGAAGAGCACAGCCAGACUGUAUAGUAACAGACGUACUAGCGGCCUUAAAGCUGUGAGUCUGUUGACAUGUUUGCCGUAGGGCCAAAUGAAUACAGAUUCAUUCUAUUUAUCUCUGAAUGAAAGCUACUUGAUGGAAAAAAUAACAGGCUUUUCUUGUGGAUUUAUUUGACGUUGCAUUUAUUUGAUAUGUUUUGUCCAUGAACACAAUAUUCCAAACAUAGACUGAGGAACAAACAAACAAACAAACAAACGUGUAAAAAAUACAUAUGCCAUUCAAAGAGGAGGCUUUGACAUAUCAUCAUAAACAGACCUGUAAUGUAUACUACAGCUGUUCCCUUCAUUAUGUUAAAUGCUCAGUGUUUUUAAACAAUCCGUUGAACUCUCACUGUGUUCUGUUGAUAACUCUGAUCUCUUGUAGCUUUAGAGAGAUUCCUAGGGGUCAGGGGUGACUUCUGGGAAAGUCCCAGGUGAAGGAGGAGGAGGAGGAGGAGGGACUCAGGGGUUCUGAUGGGCGACAGGGCUGAUCCAUCCAGGGGUGCAGUUCCCCCUCAUAGAGGCCUGUUAGGUCACGAGACUCACGACCAAGAGACACAUGAGAAACCAGGACCACCUCACCACAGACCAACCCAGCUGACCAGAAGUGCAAUAUCACGUACCUCAGAGUCGACGACGCCAUCAAACAGAUGAAUCAAAUAAGAUCUUGUGUCUUAAGAACAUUCUGUAUAAACAUUUGAAUCACGUUUGAGUAUGUCCCUACGGAGGCUUCCAGGUCCAAAACAAAGAAGCAACAGCAACAACAACCACCAACAUCGUCAGUACUGCUAUAAUAGCAAAGCGACAGGGAAAGGUGGGACGCACAUUGUGAACCAUUGAAGUCAUUCCAAGUCCAUGUGGAGCAGAUUGAUUCAAGGGAAAAAAUAAGUAAACAAAAAAACUUAUGAAGAAUUACAAAGCCAAAUCAUUUGUUGUUGUUUUGGUCUUUUGGUUUUUCUUGUUGCAAAAACAGAAAGAUCAAUAGUGUGGUGUUUACGUCAUUUCCUUAUUUAUUCUCUCUAAAGUAUCUAAGUAAUUCUGCAACAUUAUUCUUAAACUUUCUUCAAUGUUUUAGUCAAGUUACUACAUCACAUAUCUUAUAGGAACACCGUGUCCGUCUGUUCACUAAAUGGUAGCUGAAUGUCUCAACAGAUCAAAGGUUGCUACAAGCACUCAGCGGUCAAUUGUACAUUUGUCUGUAACAGAAAGAAAAGUGUCUUUUCUUUCCAAUGGGUUCCUUAAUUUUAUAUAUUUUUCUGUAUUUUUUGACAGAAUGAUAUGACACAAUGUCUUGUGUACAAGCACAGUAUUAUUACUAUUUAUAAUAAAACAGUUUAAA
Messenger RNA from Oncorhynchus tshawytscha (Chinook salmon), 5142 nucleotides. RefSeq names its product paired box 3b (gene pax3b). Gene Ontology annotation, biological process: anatomical structure development; regulation of transcription by RNA polymerase II. The coding region runs from base 406 to 1884 and encodes 492 amino acids. The record is from RefSeq and is a predicted model, not a curated record. The transcript has 9 exons. Gene Ontology annotation, molecular function: DNA-binding transcription factor activity, RNA polymerase II-specific; RNA polymerase II cis-regulatory region sequence-specific DNA binding. NCBI's taxonomy places the organism in Eukaryota, Metazoa, Chordata, Actinopteri, Salmoniformes, Salmonidae.